UAAACUUGUGGGGUUCUAUGCGGUAUGUACAUGUGCACUCUGACAAUAGCCCAAGAAAUGAGCCGCAGCUGCAUGACCUAUUCGGCAAUGUCUAGGUAGUAACCAACCUUUGGGUGUUACUCCAUUGUUCGCUUCAAAAUGGCUGCGUUGUUGCGAGCUGGGAAUAGUGACUGCCCAAUUUGGAGUUGAAGUCAAUGGGUUCUUUCCCCCUCGUGUGCUUUGACUGUUUCUGUGUUUCGUGCUCUCCAAUCCCCGUAUAUAUGUCAUGACUCUCGAUUCAGCCUAUUUGACUACUCGCUGACUGUUACAUGUGUUGCAGGCUCUUUUGGUCUCUGUCUAAUACAAAUUGCUACUACAAUCGCUUUGAACAUUUCAGCUAAUACGGCCUACAACCUUUUGUUGUAUACUAUUCGUUUCUUACCCCAGUUAUGAGCGCCGCCACCAUGUCUUCGAUCCCCACCGUCCCACCUCGUCCUACGAGGAGCCAGGAGCAAACUAAUGGCGCUGCUCCCACGAUUCCGGCUCGUCCUACUAAGCGUUUCAACCGCUCUGUCUCUCCGAAUCCCGAUAGGUUCGCCCCGUCACCUCUUAACGAGGGCGCUUUUGGUACCAAGCCUAAGCGACUCAGCCAAGGCUUCCUUGGGGAAGAACUUGAGCGAUCUACCAGUGUUGAUCUGCCCGGUGUUGGCCAGGAGGGUCAGGAAUAUGCCAGGGCCCUUGAAGAGCUUGGCACUUCAUCGCCCGAGGAGAACCGCAGCUCAUCUCCCGAACAGACUCGCAUCGUUGGCGAGGACCUUAAGUUACAUGCUCCAAAGCCCACCGUCCCCGCUGCGAGCGCCAAACAGCGAGUCGCCACCGUCACUCGUACCGACUCUGAACGCGCUGCCGCCUUCGGUAUAGGGCGCCCCAACAGCGAAGAGCCGUUGCACUCUGGUGCUCGAAGCUUGAAAAAGAAGGCUAGUACCACAAGUCAGCUCUCUCACCACAGCGAACUCCACACCGAUGAUGAGCAUGGAAUUCCUGAGAUUGGCCAGAGGGUCCCCAUGUUAUCGUAUGCUGGUGACGUGCAAGCUCCAUCGCCAGCACCACCGCGAGCUUCGAGCGUGGAUAGCACCAAGAGCGGUCGUCACCACACUCGUAGGGCGAGUUCUCGAUCUGGAUUCCAUGAUCUCCCACCGGGAAGCUACGGGUUACAUGGUCACGGUGUCGAAUCUACGGAUAAGCUGGAGAAGGCUUAUUACGAGAAACACCCCGAUAAAUACCAGAAGGAACAUUAUCAACCACUGCAUGAUCGUGUCCAUGACUACUCUAUGAGUAGUGAGAAUCUUAAUAAGAUUGUCCGGGACACCGCUAGCCGUGGCGCUGGUUUUGGUACCAUUGGAUAUACUGGAACGCCAAGUGAACAGGUCGGCUUUCAAGCCAGCGAUGAGUAUACUUCACGUAUUGCCUCACCCCAACCGAUCGAGUCAGCCAAAUCGCCCCUGGAAAAUAUCAUUUCUGGGCCUACCGAUGAGAAAGGGAAUGUUAUCCAUGUUGACGAAGACAGUCAGUACAAGGCCUUUGCUAAAUAUGGCGAUGAAAAGUCUGCCGAGGGUCACGGUGCACACGACAGUGCCUGGCCAAUUUUAGCCGCCGAUGAGGUAGCUAAAGACCCAUUGGCGUAUGACCUCCAGCCAGCCGUCCCGCACAAUCGACGUGGAAGUGACGACUCCAGGAGCCGCCCAACAAGUCGACCUGCUAGUGUCUAUAGUCCUCCUCCGCCUGAAGUGCGCUCCACACCGCUCGAGGAUGUUGAAGAGUACGAGCCAUUGUUUCCCGAAGAUGAAAAAGGUGAUCAAAAGCCAAAAACAGCAGCCGAAAAAUUGAAAGAAUAUCGUCAAAGAUUUCCUAGUCGGGACAUUUGGGAGGAUGCUCCGAACAGCGUCCACAGCACUGCCGAAGUCUCCACGCCUGAGCCAACAGGCACUCGCCCGAAAUCACGCACCACAUCCGUAGACUUGUCUACGAGGGAAACAGAGACACCGGCCCAGGCAUUUGCCAGAAGGCAGGAGGAGCUGGCCGAGAAAGAAGCUGUCACACCGGAUAGCUUCUUGAAUCGAACACAGCGACCGAAAUCAUGGGUCGAACAUCAGCCACAUAUCGCCCAAGAAAUUCAUAGCCGUCCCAAGAUGUCUCAUCGGUUCCCCAGCCGAGAUGUUUGGGAAGACACUCCAGACUCGCUCCAGUUCACCACGACAGUGUCUACCCCCCAAUCAGCUGAUGACUUGGGGGAUGAGGAGGCUAAAUCGGAAGAACCUGCGAAUAGGCAUGUUGUCCCCACUCGUCCACCUAAGAAACAGAACUCUGGGGAUGAUAUUUCUUCGAAGCCUACUAUCCCCGAUCGGCCAAAACCGCGGGUUCCUGCUCGCCCGGUCAAGUCGGUUGUCGAUGCUAAGGAGUCUGAGGGAGGUGUAAAGCAAAAGCCCGUCGUACCAGCUAGACCUGUGGGUGGUAAGAUAGCUGCACUCCAAGCUGGUUUCAUGUCGGAUCUCAAUAACCGGCUACGACUUGGUCCACAAGCUCCCCCCUCUAAGAAAGAUGUGUCUCCUUCAGAGGAAGCAGCUGAAGAGAAGGAGAAAGCUCCUCUGGCUGAUGCUCGGAAAGGACGCGCUAGGGGCCCCCAGCGAAGAGCACCGACUAAGAGUCAUAGUCCCGCCUCUGGAAUAGACAAGUCUGUUCCACCACCUGUGUCUAAUGGCCACCCCGUGUUAUCUUUCUCCAUGACUAGGACGUUGUGGAGUAUAGAUGAAGAGGGUACUGUGACGGUUGAUGACUUUGGCUCAGAAAAAGCCGGGAAACCCAAAGUCAGCGUUAGUGAAAUUGAGCCAGGGGUAGAGGAAGCAAAGCCAGUGGAAUCCCAGCCAGAACAGACAAAGGUGGAAGGGGUAGAGGCUGUAGAAACAAAAACGGAAGAGGCACCCGAGCAGAAGGAACCGGAAAAGGCAAACGAAGAGUUAGAUGACAAGCCUAGCGAAAGUCAAGAAACAGUUGAGCAGGAGAAGUCACUCGUUACGAACACGGCAGGUGAGCCUAUCUUGACAGAGACGGUCGAGAAGAAGCAGGACAGCGAUGAGGUGAAGGAAGUGGAAGAUGUAAAGGAUGGAGGCGUGUCAUAAUGCCACUAACGUGAUGGGUAUGAGUCCUGUCACAUCUUGGGAGCAUUGAAGGAGAAGCUUCAAAGUUCUGUUGCGAAUCAUCUUUACUGUUCCUUCCGCCUUUCUCUCAUUGUUAGAAAGUAUUUGACUACGUAGCGCUCGUUUGCCAACAUCGGUGCCUUUUGAAAUAUCACGGCUUCAGUCGAGAAAUAGCAGAGCAGCGAUAUAUAAAAAAAACCAGACGAUUUUGUUUGACUUGUUAUAACUUGUUGCUAUCUUUAUUCUUGAGUAAGAAAGUGCUCUGUAUGGUCUUGAAAGAGUAGGGGUUCGAAGAGUGGAG
Xylaria bambusicola is the source of this 3474-nucleotide messenger RNA. Its product is annotated as altered inheritance of mitochondria protein 21. Lineage: Eukaryota; Fungi; Ascomycota; Sordariomycetes; Xylariales; Xylariaceae. The record is from RefSeq and is a predicted model, not a curated record. Bases 429 to 3155 code for a protein of 908 amino acids. The transcript has 2 exons.